AUGGGCAAGUUUAUGAAGUCAGGAAAAGUUGUCCUCGUCUUGGGAGGCCGCUUUGCUGGUCGCAAGGCCAUCAUUGUUAAGAAUUACGAUGAUGGAACCCAGGAUAAACCUUAUGGCCAUGCCCUGGUAGCUGGCAUCGACAGAUAUCCCAGGAAGGUAACACGGAGCAUGGGAAAGAAGAAGUUGAAGCAAAGAUCUAAGGUCAAGUCAUUUGUCAAGGUCUUAAAUUUCAAUCACCUCAUGCCUACCAGGUACUCUGUAGACAUUAACUUUGAGAAAACUGUUGUGAACAAGGACAUCUUCAGGGAUCCAGCCCUUAAGAGUAAAGCAAGGAGAGAAGUAAAAGCUAAAUUUGAGGAGAGGUACAAGACAGGAAAAAAUAAAUGGUUUUUCCAGAAGCUGAGGUUUUAA
Candidula unifasciata is the source of this 411-nucleotide messenger RNA. NCBI's taxonomy places the organism in Eukaryota, Metazoa, Mollusca, Gastropoda, Stylommatophora, Geomitridae. The record is from the annotation of a GenBank genome assembly.